Messenger RNA from Caenorhabditis briggsae, 759 nucleotides. Gene Ontology annotation, biological process: fatty acid metabolic process; acyl-CoA metabolic process. Lineage: Eukaryota; Metazoa; Nematoda; Chromadorea; Rhabditida; Rhabditidae. Gene Ontology annotation, molecular function: fatty acyl-CoA hydrolase activity. The transcript has 6 exons. The coding region runs from base 1 to 759 and encodes 252 amino acids. The record is from RefSeq and is a predicted model, not a curated record.
AUGGGACUAUUCAUGACUGUAGAAAGAACCGAUGAUGUUUCAUAUGGGGAUAUGGUUAAGAAUUAUGAAGCGGAACCGUUUUACUAUUCAUUGAGAUUGUUCUCAGAAUCCGAAGAACUCCUAGACGAAGUCAAUCUCAAAAAGCGAUGGCAUCAUCCAUUGGUAGCUGAAAUCGAAGUAAAGCAAGGUGGAAUCUGGGGUGUUAUCUAUAAACCACCCGGUCCUGGACCCUUUCCAUGUAUUAUUGACACUCCGGUUGUAGAUGGAAGACUUUGUAAAACUCACGCACCGCUUUCUGCAUCGGAAGGAUUUUUGAGCUUUUGUUUCCCGAUGUUAGAUGAGCCUAGACUUCCGAAAACGCUCGAAGACGUUGAUAUUGAAUAUUUAUCAAAGCAUAUAAAAUACGUUCAAUCUCUUCCCUACUGUUCCGACAAUAUUGGUCUUUAUGGGAUUUCAUUUGCAGGACUUAUUGCUCAUCAUUUGGCUACCAAGCACCCAGAGCUUAAAGUAGUGGCAACUACAAAUGGUCCAGGAGCAGUGUUGUCCUCAAUAGACGAUUGGCUUGUUGAUGGUGUAACAAAUGGGGCUUAUAUUCGAGACAGUCUUCUCAAAACAGAGCAUAAAGUUGAAAUUGAAUUCGUGAAUUCUGGUCACGUGACGGUUAUUCCGUACAAUCCACACCACAAUUUUGGAUUCAACAAAUUUGUAAAUGUCAAUUUGGGCUUCGGCGGAGAGACAAGUACACACGGAAAAGUGUAG